AGAGACAAGGACAACAGCAGCAACAACAACAAUUGUGACAACAAGAACAGAACAACAGAAACAUACAGAACUACAUCAGCAAAUAAAUGUCUGUGAGAACUAUAAAGACGAACAAGGACAUAAGGACAAAGGACAAAACAAUAUCAACAACCACAAUGACAACGCUGUCAAUGACAAUCACACAUAAUAGUAGUAAUGAAAUGAUGAACUAUGAUAGUGAACAGAAUGAUAAUUACUGUAAUGCACAUCAUUGUAAAAAAAAACUAUAGUCAUACUGCUGAUAUCACACAUUGGAAAUAUUGUAAGUAAGUCGGACAAUAUUGGAUAUCAGAUAUCGGCAAAAAAGCCAAUAUGGGACAUCCCUACUUCUGAAUCAUUGAUGAAUUGACCCUGGAACAGACUAUUUCUCUUCAGGUGGAUUCUGUGAUGAAACAAAAGGGAUCGUCUGACCUUGGAGGUCAACAUGUUACGUUUUACCAAACAGAAGAAAGACAACAAUAAAGACAAACAGUAACUUGCUUCCUGUUUGCAAGCCAACGCUGUCAUUCUGAAAUUCAAGGCUUCCGCCUCCUUAUUCCCACGUUUCAUCCUGAACUUCCACGUCAAACGCAGGCAAAGCGUGAAGAGCGAGAACACGAGGUGGUGGUCGAUGCAAUGCCUUGGCCCGCUGUGUGUGUGUGUGUGUGUGAGUGUGUGUGUGAGUGUGUGUGUGUGUGUGUGAGUGUGUGUGUGUGUGUGUGUGUGUGAGUGUGUGUGUGAGUGUGUGUGUGUGUGUGUGUGUGUGUGUGUGUGUGUGUGUGUGUGUGUGUGUGUGUGUGGGUGUGUGAGUGUGUGUGUGUGUGUGUGUGUGUGUGUGUGUGUGUGUGUGUGUGUGAGUGUGUGUGUGUGUGAGUGUGUGUGAGUGUGUGUGUGUGUGUGUGUGAGUGUGUGUGAGUGUGUGUGAGUGUGUGUGUGAGUGUGUGUGAGUGUGUGUGUGUGUGUGGGGGUGUGUGUGUGUGUGUGUGUGUGUGUGUGAGUGUGUGUGUGUGAGUGUGUGUGAGUGUGUGUGUGUGUGUGUGUGAGUGUGUGUGAGUGUGUGUGUGUGUGUGUGUGUGAGUGUGUGUGAGUGUGUGUGUGUGUGUGUGUUGUGUGUGUGUGUGUGUGUGAGUGUGUGUGAGUGUGUGUGUGUGUGUGUGUGUGUGUGUGUGUUUCAUCUCCAUCUUGGCACGGGCACCGCUGUUCAUGUCCAACACCUCCCACCAUCCCAACUGAUGCCCAGGCAUGCACAACCAGUUUCCCACAGGACUGCAAUCUAUUUGUGGCAGUCCUCUCAGUGACACCGUCGUCUAAUUUGCAUCAUUGGUCAUGUUGUCAUUUUAUAGACGCCGUAGGAGGAAAAAAAACAUGAAAAGAAAUUUGUUUUGAAAUGCAGAUAAACUUUCUUUUGUCGCUUCUUUUGGUGAUUUUUGUUCCUGUCACAAGGCGCCUUUGAGUGCUUUUAGAUGGGUCGUUGCUCUCCUGUUAGCCUCCAGAAUCAUCCAGUGAGACCAGAAGAAGUUGCUCAAUUUGUCAGUAGCCUUUUUAUUAAAAAUCUCAAUCUCGAGGGGUCUGAAUAAUUGCUAAAUAUCAGUUGGCAACACUGAUCCCCCCUGCUACAUGUUCUUAUUCUCUGGUAGACCAGGUGCAUAUGAGGUGUGUUGAGAGGCUGCGUUACGACCCCAUCUGCUGUGCCGGGUCAGAAUGACAAGCUACAUUCACAGACAGCCCCCCCACCCCCAGCGCAAGAAGAAUACGUGAGGAAAACGCUCUUGGGUCCGAGUCACUCUGACGAUUCUUCACUCAUGCGUGAAAUGAAAAAUGACAGCAGGCUCUAUUUUAAAACCGCACUGAUGUUGCUAACUUCAUCACAACUUUUAUGUCCAAAGCAAAGUCAGCUAAAUAGCACUGAGCAGUAGCAGCAUACACCUGCUAAUAUUAGCAUGUAGCAUGUAGCUUCACACUCCCGUCUCACAAACAGGAUCUUUGGCUAGCAGAGCACCUCUGUCACAUAUACCUGUAGAGUAUCUCGGACUUGUGAUUUUUGCAGUCGGUCCUGAUAAACAGCACAGCCCUCCUGUCUCAUAUAGAUGAUCUCUGACAAGCGUUUUUGCAAAGCGCUCCUGUGACAGAUUGAGGAUGUUUGACUUGUGAUUCUGCAGCAACAUUAGCAUGUAGCGUUUAGCUUCCAACUGCAAAGCCACACCUGUCAUAUAGAGGAUCUUUGACUAGAGUUUUAUUUUUUUUGCAGCUGCUCUUAAAAACAGUAAAGCACUCCUGUCAUCUACAGAGGAUCUUUGACUAGCAUUUUUGCUGUGGAUCCUUCAAAACAGCAAAGCGCUCCUGUCAUAUGUAGAGGAUCUUUAACUAGUGUUUUUUUGUUGUUGUUGUUGUUGCAGCUGUUCCUAAAAACAGCAAAAGCAUGCCUGUGAUACAGAGGAUCUUCGACUAGCAUUUCAGCUGCAUCCUUAAAAACAGCAACACACCCGUCAUAUAUAAAUCAUCUAUGUCUAGUGGUGUUUUUUUUGCAGCUGUCCCUAAAAACAGCAAAGCGCUCUUGUCAUUUACAGGAUCUUUGAUGAGCCUUUUUGCGACGGAUCCUUCAAAACAGCAGCGGAUGCACUUUCUGAAUGUUAGCAUGUAGCGUUUAGCUCUGGGCUCCUUCGUGAAGCACACACUAAACCACCAAGCAGCAUGUGUGGAAAUGGGGCUACAUGCUAAAGCUACAUGCUACAUUUCACCCGCUACUUUGAACCAGCAUAGCUUAAAGUCCUUUUUAGGAAUCCCCACUCAGCCUCGCUGGAGGAGCUCGUUGAGGGAUGAUGGGAUGCUUGUGAUGCUGUGUGUCGCCGUCGUGUCGUUCCAAGCUUUGUUGAAGCUCGCCAUUUAAAUGGGCUUGGUUUGAAUGUGAGCGCGCUAGCGCCUCAUAUUCCUGUUGCAUUCUAGAAAAACGUGGCUCUGCUUUCUGCUUUCUUUUCUCCAGCAGCACAGCUAGCUUGACGCUGCUAGCAUGAUGAUGCUAACGUCUUGAAUGGGCCGCCGUCAUUGUCAUCAUCUUGAAUAACACAGCGUGGCUUCUGUGUACUGUGUUGUGUUGUGUUGUGUUGUGUUGCCGUGCACGUGCUCACAUUGUUCAAGCCUCUCUUGUGCUGCAGUGUCCUCACAACAUUGUUAACCUCCCCACCCCCCUUUUAUCGGAUCAGGAUGUAAAAAGUGAUGCAUUGUGGGAGGUGCUAAUCUAAUCCCGAUGCUGAGGGCGGAACAUCUCGCCACGUGAUUGUAGAAUUUCUCUUAAUAGAGCCACACCGUCGCCAUUAUCACACACACACACACACACACCCACACACACCCAGUGGCGUCACACACUCAUGUGACACACACUCGCACGCCUCUUUUACCACCUUGCUCAUUCAUAGAUUGUCCCCCCACCGUCAGGAAAAUCCACACUGCGUGAGCUUAAUCCUUCCAUGCAGACGCUUACCCAGCGCCGACGUGCACGCCGCAGACGUUUGCUGUCAGGAGGCGAUGGAUCGCACUCCAGCAAAAUGCGGAUGCACAUUGCAAGGCUUCUUACAUGCGGCGGCUUGGCACAAUAGACAAUCUUUGAAGCUGGCCUUUCAAAACACGCAGCCUUGAUCAGCCACCUUCAGGACCUUUUGCAGUUGGUCCUUCCAAACAGCACAGCACUCCUGUCAAAUAGAGAAUCUUUGGCCAGCGUUGUUGGCGGUACAGUAAUCCCUCACCACUUUGCUGUCCGAAUUCUGUGGCUUCACUCUGUCAUGGUUUUUCAAAAUAAAUGAAUCAAUACAUUGCUUGGUGGUUAUGAGUCACAUAAUAUGCCGUUUUUCUUGCCACAGGUUCCUAAAAACAGCAGAGUGCUCCCGUCAUUUAGAGGGUCCGUGAAGUCCGUGACGCCAUCAAAGCGCUCCUGUUACAUGGAGGAUCUUUGACGAGUGUUUCUGUGCUGUAGGCCCUUCACUUUCUUUCUAUGUAGAGGAUCUCCGUUUCAGUAAUGGAGGAUCCCGGAAGGAGCUCAUUGGUACAGCAUGCGGCCCCUCCUCAUUUUGUGUUGGUGUUUUGUUGCCGUGGCGAUGAAAUGGGAGAAGAAAGACAUCCAGUGGCUGAACAAGCCCCCCCCCCCGCUGUGUUUAAUUCUCCCUGCAUUCUUUCUACUCUCGUCUCCUAGCGGGCAGUCAAGAUGCCGUCAACACUUUGUGUCGCAGCUCGUGAGGUGUGAGGUCGCACCACGGGCGCCGUAAAAGGGGGAGAGUUAGGACAGUUCCAAGGGCCAAAUGACAUCAUUUUGCUAUCUGGUUGUGAUUUAUUUUUAAAUUUACUCACAAACGAUGAAAGCAGUCUGUUAUGCUUGGCAGUAAGAGUUAAAUGUCCACAUUGGCUGACCACCCCUGACACGCCCGCAGCAUGAAAUGGUUUGGUCCACCACUAACGUCACCGGGCUUCUGGCGGAGCAGAGGGAAACUAUCCCAGCCGUGCCGAGUAAAAUAAAGUCUGCAGUCCAGGAAGGAAAGAGAAGAAGUUAAGACAAGAGAAGCUCGUUUUUGUUUUUUUGUUGUAGCCUAGCCAGGAAAUGAACGUGUUAGCUUCGUGUCCACAAUGAAAUAACAUUCAACCAGCGCAGGUCCUUGGGGGAGGUGCAUGGGCAGCGACUGCGGUCCCGGCGGCAGCCAAAGCCGGGCGGUGUGGUGUGCCCACGUGGACGGCUGGACCACGCUUCACACCAACUGCGACCAGGCCCAGCGUCCGUCCAACCAGAGGAACUGCUUCCGAGUGUGCGACUGGCACAGGGACCUUUACGACUGGCGGCUGGGGGCCUGGAACGAGUGCGUGUCGGUGUCCGGCAGGACCUCGGGGGCCCCCCGUCCGUUCACCUGCAGCGGAGGUGAAGAGGGCAUCCAGACCCGGGAGGUGGGCUGCAUUCUCAAGUCAGAUGGAUCUCCAGCUGAGGAUGCCAUCUGUGAGUACUUUGAGCCUCAGCCCCGCCUGGAGCAGGCCUGCUUGAUCCCCUGUCCUCAGGAUUGUGUGGUUUCUGAAUAUUCCCCGUGGACUUCCUGCUCCAAAACCUGUGGAACCGGCCUCCGGAACCGGGUCAGGAGCGUCUUGGUCCCUCCGCUUUUUGGGGGAGCCAUCUGCCCCAACCUCACUGAGUUCCAGUCUUGUAAGCCGGGGUCUUGCGCCGGCCCAGAAGGCAUGUACAGUCUCAGGGUCGGGCCCUGGAGCCCCUGCAUCUUGCCCCAGACCCGGACAGCGCGGCAGGCCAAGCGCAGGAAGGGUAAAGGUCAGGGAGGGGUCAAAGAUCCAGAGACCAGGGAGCUGAUCCAGAAGAAACGGACCAGGAACCGCCUAAACCGGCAGGAGAGUUCUUUCUGGGACAUCCAGGUGGGCUACCAGACCCGAGACGUCACCUGCAUUCACAGGAACAGCAGCUCUGUGGGACGCAGCCUGUGCAUCCAGCGGGAGGCGGCGCUCACCAUCCAGUCCUGUGUCCUGCCCAAAGACUGCCAGGUGAGCGACUGGAGCGACUGGGGCCUCUGCUCCAAAGCCUGUGCCGACCCCGCCUCCCCCCGAGGCGACCGCACCCGAAGCAGACAGGUGCUCCAGUUCCCCGUGGGCGACGGCGCCGAGUGUCCGCCGCUGGACGAGCGGGAGCCGUGCGAGCCUGAGGGUGACGCCGUGACGCCGUGCGCUGCCUACACCUGGAGGACCACCGAGUGGGCCGAGUGCCGAGUGGACUUGUUGCUUAGCCAGCAGGACCGUCGGCGUGGCAACCUGACGGGACUUUGUGGUGGAGGUCUGCAGACCCGAGAGGUCUACUGUGUCCAGGCCAACGCCGAACUCCUGAAGUACAUCAAAGACAUGAGAGAAAAAGACAAAGCAGCUCAGACCCAAAAGCAACAGAAGCCUAGUGUCCCCCCCCUCCUGUCCGUCUCCUUCCAGAUCACAGCGUCACGCCCGGUGGAGAACUGGCUGUGCGAGGGUCCCAUUCCCGAGCGGUCCCAGCUGUGCCAGGUAGCGUGUCCCAUCGAGUGCCAGGUGUCGCCGUGGGGCGCCUGGGGGCCGUGCACCUUCGAGAACUGUGAUGACCAGGCAGGAAAGAAAGGUUUCAAACUGAGGAGGCGCCAGAUCACCAACGAGCCAACAGGAGGCCCUGCGAAUUGCCCGCACCUGGUGGAGGGGCUGCCCUGCGACGAGCCCGGCUGCUACGACUGGAGCCUGGUGGGGUUGGACCGUUGCAUCCCCGCCGAGCAGAGGCCGUGCGGGCCCGGCACGCAGCUGGCACGGGUCCGGUGUGCCAACAGCCACGGAGAGACGGUGGACAAAAGUCUGUGCUCGUCCACGCCGCCUCUGGAGCCCGUGGCCUGCGAGGUGCCUUGCUCCAGGGACUGUGUGCUCAGCGAUUGGACAACCUGGUCCACCUGCUCCCAAACCUGCUCCAGUAAAACCAUGGAGGGCAAGCAGAUGAGGACUCGCUCCAUCCUGGCCUACAACGCCGGAGAGGUCACUGCCAUGGUGGUGGCCUGGAUCACAGUCAUGGAGGGUCUUUCACGGGUGCCGAAGUUUCCUGAGCUUUUGGGUGGCGCCCUGUGCCCCAACAGCAGCGCCCUCCAGGAGGUGCGCAACUGCAACGAGCACGCCUGCACGGUCUACCAUUGGCAGACGGGGCCAUGGGGGCCGUGUACCGAGGACCCCUCCACUGCCUCGUCCCUCAACGCAUCGGUGGCGGCCGCCCCGACCAGCACGGGCCCCGGUAGCUGCUCCAAGGGGAUGCAGACCCGGAAGGUCAUCUGUGUGCGCGUCAACGUGGGACAGGUUCCCCCCAAGAAGUGUCCAGAUGGGCCUCGGCCCAGCACAGUGCGACCGUGUCAGCUGCCCUGCAAGAAAGAUUGCAUCAUGACCCCUUUCAGCGAGUGGACUUCUUGCCCCGUGUCCUGUGACGCAGCUGGUAACGCCGUGAAAAGGAAGCAAUCAAGGAAGCGUCUCAUCAUCCAGAUGCCUUCCAACGGAGGCCAGGACUGUGCUGAGCUGCUGGAGGAGGAGAGAGACUGCCAGCUCCCAGAAACAUGUCCGGGCUUCAGGUGGAAAACGCACAAAUGGAGAAAGUGCCAGCUGGUCCCGUGGUUUCUCAGGCAGGACCGACCCGGCGCUCAGGAGGCCUGCGGGCCGGGACUUCAAACACGAGCUGUGUCCUGUCGGCAGCUGGACGGGACGCAGGUGGACGUCAGCGAGUGUCUGAAGUCGGCCAGGGCCAUGCCGGCCAUCACUCAGCGCUGUCAGCUGCCCUGCCAGGACGACUGCCAACUCACCAACUGGUCCAAGUUCUCGUCCUGUUCGGCCGACUGCGUGGGGGUGCGCACCAGAAAGAGGGCUCUCAUCGGGAGGAGCAAGAAGAAGGACAAGUGCAAGAACACGCAGAUGUACCCCCUGAGCGAGACCCAGUACUGCCCGUGCGACAAGUACAACGCUCAGCCGGUGGGCAACUGGUCCGACUGCAUCCUGCCCGAGGCGGGCCGAGCCGAGAGUACGCUGGGGCUGAAGGUCCAGGAGGACAUCAAGGAGUGCGGACAGGGCUACCGCUACCAGGCCAUGGUGUGCUACGACCAGGACAGCCGGCUGGUGGAGACAUCGCGAUGCAACAGUCACGGUUACAUCGAGGAGGCGUGCAUCAUCCCCUGUCCUUCAGACUGUAAGCUCAGCGAGUGGUCCAACUGGUCUCGCUGCAGUAAGUCCUGUGGCAGUGGCGUCAAAGUGCGCUCCAAGUGGCUCCGAGAGAAACCUUACAACGGGGGACGCCCCUGUCCCAAGCUGGACCACGUCAACCAGGCUCAGGUGUACGAGGUGGUUCCCUGUCAAAGCGACUGCAAUCAGUACGUGUGGGUGGCCGAGCCUUGGAGCAUCUGGAAGGUCAGCAACGUGGACCUGAAGGAGAACUGUGGCGAAGGUGUCCAAACCAGAAAAGUCAGGUGCAUGCUCAACACCAUCGAUGGCCCAUCAGAGGGGGUGGAGGACUACCUGUGUGACCCUGAGGAGAUGCCCCUGGGGGCUCGCGAGAGCCGGCUACCCUGCCCGGAAGACUGCGUGCUCAACGACUGGGGCCCGUGGAGCCGCUGCAGCCUACCAUGCACGAGGAGCAAAAGCCGAGCACGUGCGACGUACACGCUUCGCUCGCCCAGCGUGGGAAGACUUUGUCCCAACAACACCGAGGAAGAGCCCUGCAGCCUCAACCUCAACUGCUUCGACUACUUCUUCAACAUCACAGACUGGAGCACGUGCCAGCUGAGCCCCAGCGCCGUGUGCGGGAAGGGAAUCAAGACCCGCAUGCUGGACUGCGUCCGCAGCGACGGCAAGUCUGUCGACAUGAAGUUCUGCGAGGAGAUGAGUCUGGAGAAGAAGUGGCAGAUGAACAUCUCCUGCGUGGUGGAGUGUCCCGUCAACUGUCAGCUGUCCGAAUGGUCGGCCUGGUCCGAGUGCUCACAGACGUGCGGCCUGGAGGGUAAGAUGUGGCGUCAGAGGUCAGCGGUUCAGGCCUCGCAGGGCGACGGCCGUCCAUGUCCGUCGCAGAUGGAGCAGUGGAAGCCUUGUCCCGUCCGUCCAUGCUAUCGCUGGCAGUACAGCUCCUGGUCCGAGUGCAGGGUGGAGAGCGUGGUGUGCGGUCACGGCACGCGCUACAGGAACCUGACUUGCUUUGUGUCGGACGGCGGUGAGCAGGGCGAAGGCAGCCAAGUGGACGAGGAGCUGUGCGGCGGCCUGGAGCUGUCGGUGGACGGCGACAAACGCAUCAGACUGAAGGAGGCCUGCACGCUGCCCUGCCCAGGUGAGUGCUACCUGAUGGAGUGGUCGGACUGGAGCUCCUGCAUCAGCAUCUGCGUCAAGGAGGCCGGUGUGGACUUUGUUUCUGUUCGGGUCCGCUCGAGGGCCGUGUUGGCCCAGGAGCCUGAGAACCUGCAGCUGUGUCCAGACCAGGCCUGGGAGUCUCAACCCUGCACAGGAGGUGAAUGUUACGAGUACAAGUGGCUCAGCAGCGCUCGACCCAACUCCUCCCGCCCGCUGAUCUGGUGUCAGCGCUCUGACGGGCUCAAUGUCACCGGCGGCUGCCCUCCCGUCACCCCCAUGGUGGAAAACAGCGCCUGUGACCCUCCUUGUGUCCCGCCGACGUCUUUCUGCAGCGAGGCGGGAGUGUGCACGUGCGAGGAAGGCUUCACGGAGGUGCUGUCCCCCAGCGGGCUGCUGGACCAGUGUGCCCCAAUCCCCGUCCUGGAGAUCCCCACAGCGAGUGACAAGAAAGGGGACGUGAAGACCAGCCGUGCCAUUAACCCCACGCUGCCCGCCACCACGCAGCCCGGUCGCACCGGCCGGACCUGGUACCUGCAGCCCUACGGACCAGACGGCAGCUUGAAGGUUUGGGUGUACGGGGUGGCGGCCGGAGCCUUCGUGCUGCUCAUCUUCGUCGUGUCCAUGAUUUAUCUUGCUUGCAGCUACUGUGCCAGGGUGCAUCGCUCUCUUGCGGCCCAAGAGUGCGACGCCAACGGGGCGGUGGUGUGGACGGGCCAGAACCCCCCCGGGAUGGUCUACACCUGUCCCGACUGCCAAGAGCUGGCUCAGAGCAGCGGGAGCAGCUAACCAGCAAGUGGAGGGUUCACAGCAAGCCUCGCACCCCCCGCCCCUCAAAUCCCCUCCCAGCACACCCCUCCAGUUAAAGUGCCUGCCGCCUUUACCCCCUGGGGGUGGGGGGUCAUAUGACCGACCUGAAUAGCAGGGUGAGAUGAUGGAGAAGCAAGAAGCCAAAGAGACCUCAGAGACAGAGGCAGCAAAACAAUCGUCUCAAACCUUUGACGCUGGCCUACGACGGGGACACGGACAUGUAGUCGGGACGGGGGCUUUCUUGUGCAUGAAGGGAGCCGUGCCACAGGCGAGGAGAAGGAGACUUUUUUUGUAAAGAAGCCCCCCACCCUUUUUUUUUUUUUUUUUACAUGUUUCUUUUUGCAAGAGCCUUCAUGACCUCUGCAGUCUUCGUCAAAUGCCUUUUUUUCUCGCCCAUCAUCCAGUAAACUUUUCCAUCACAAGCGGCAGAAGACUUUUCUGCUGAGUCGCUGGAGGCUUCGGACGCUGCGACGCUUCUACGUUGCCAAAAGUCACCGCGGGGAAGAAGAGGAGGAGGAGAAGGAUGAGUGGGGACGUGGGGGGGGGGAUCUCCAUAAAGGGGUUUAGAAUUCCUUCUCCUCAAUCCUUGCCUGGACUCCAAACUCCUGGCAGUGGAUGGUGGACAAAAAGGGACAUGUCGCCAUGGAAACAGGCUGUGUUGAACGUGCACUAUAUUAGUGCAGCGCACGGAGCAGGAAGACGUGGAACGGGAUGGAGAGACUUUCUUGGGGGGGGGCAACCUUGUGUGGUGUGUCAUCCAGUGUCUUCACCUUCAUUUGUGGCCACAAGGGAUGGGAGACACUGCUAAUCUUGGUAUCACACCGAUAUCAAGUCACUACCGGGCCAGAACAGUCAAACCUCAGUUUUCAUAUGAUUUGUGUUUUGUUGAAAUUUUUCCCCGAAAUUUGCAAUAUCGCCCGUGACAAACUAGUCAGUUAGCCCCGCACUGUGUCGUCACGUGGAAUGGAGCGCCCAAACCAAGCACCCUCCGCGUCGCAGACUCACUGUCUGUGUUUUUUAUUGAGUGCAACUGCUAAAUAACCCGCCAUGGGGCCAAAACAAAGUUGUGCCAGCAAUUUGAUAAAGAAGGUGAGAAAUGCCAGGAUGUGCAGGAAGUCUGCACCAACAAUAACUUCCAUCCGUUCCUCUUAGAAUUAUGUUGCGUUGUUUCUGCAUGUGAAACGAGAAUGAUUUUCUAUAAAAUGUGUUUUGUUUGUUCAGAUUUUUGGGUGCCUGGAAUGGAGUCACUGGAUUGACAUUAUUUCCUAUGGGAGAAACUGCCGUGGUUUUCAUACGUUUCGGUUUUCGUCAAACCUUUUUGAACGACUUGAUAACGAAAACCGAGGCACUGCUGUAUUGCAGAUACCGCUACUUUUUUUACUCGAAAUUUUUCAAAAUCAUUGAAUGAUUUUGGUGAUCAGUCCAGGGUGUACCCCUCCUCUCACCCGUAGUCAGCUGGGAUAGGCUCCAGCCUACCCGUGACCCUAGUGAGGACAAGCGGUACAGAAAAUGGAUGGAUGGAUGAUUUCGGUCAUUUGUGAAGAAUAAUAUUUGCAUCACCACACGCAUCUGCGGACAGCUGAGUCAAGACACACAUGACGCACUGCAGCGAUGCCACCAAAAGAAAACUGUACAAUGAUUCCCUCUUAUUGCAUACAAUUGCAAAAUAACAAAACAAAAGCAAGGAUUACUGUUGGCUGUCAUUCAAAUCCUUUCUCUUUUUUGCCCCCAAAGCCAACAAAGUACAAAUACGGUGAACAUACCAGAAGGAUUUUGUGUGAUUCGGUUUCCAACAAAAUUUUUGCCCAAAUUCUGCCUUGGUUUUUGUGCACCAUUUCAGCAAACGAGUCUGUUUUCCCAGUACUGUAUCGUCCCUGCGGAAUGGAGCGCCCAAAUAAAAGCACCCUACGUGUUGCUGACUCACCCAUCGUCUGUGCACCGUGCACUGUUAAAUAACCUGCCACGGGGCCAAAGAGAGUUGCAAAUGGCAGCAAUUUUAUAAAGAAGGUGAGAAGCUCUAUUGAAUUCAAGAAUGAACGCAUCGCAAAAUACAAAGACAGCGUCCCCCCUCCCUCUCUAAUAAUUAAAUUAUGUUUGUCAUUUAGAAUUAUUUUUGCGUUACUUCCUGCAUUUGCCUAAAACUCUAACUAUAUUCUUGAUAAAAAAACGUAUUUGUUCAUAUUUGUGUCUGGAACUGAUGAAUUGGAUUUACAUGAUUCGCCGAUCGCUUCAGUUUUCGUACGUUUCUGUUUUUGUCUGACCUUUUGGAACGAAUUCAUAACGAAAACCGAGGUAGCGCUCAUCUAUUUAACAAUAAUAAUAAUCAUGGAUUCCAUUUUUAUAGCGCUUCACAAUGAAGUGAAGCCGUGAUGCAUUCACUUGUCAAUGGUGGUCAUGGAAAUAAGGAUGAAGGAUUCAACAAGCUUUACUCCUUCUUGAACAUGCAGAAUUGUGAAUUGUGUUAUGUGAUGAGCUCCAGUGUAAUUGUGUGUAUGUUCAAGAUGAAUUAAACCAUUACCAUCUACAUGUGUAGCCUCAGCUGCCCCGGGGUGGCCUGAUGGACACGUGGCUGCCAGUUAGCACCCAUGGCCUCUCUGCCCACCCCCAAACAUUCACUCACUUGAACACACGUGUGGGCAGCGCUGGAUGCCAGGUGGCUGAAGUGUCACAACAACAGUGACUGGGUGGAGAAACCUUGCGGUUUCUGGAUGACCUGCUCUCCCUCCUGAGGAGUCGCCCCGUGUCAACAAUACAACCAAAAAACACAGAUUUUUGUUCAGAUAAACAGACGAAAACCCCAAAAAACAAGAUCUCGUCACGCUAGAAUCGAUCCGGUACAACCCAUGGUGUUGAUAAUGUUGAUAUUUGGGUCGAGUCGCCCGCCUCCAGUGGCCACAUGCGACUUAAAGGUGGACCACCGUGUGCACCA
Molecule: messenger RNA, 12601 nt
Organism: Dunckerocampus dactyliophorus (ringed pipefish)
Lineage: Eukaryota; Metazoa; Chordata; Actinopteri; Syngnathiformes; Syngnathidae
Product: thrombospondin type-1 domain-containing protein 7A-like
Exons: 31
Coding region: 4672-9651 (1659 amino acids)
Biological process (GO): actin cytoskeleton organization
Cellular component (GO): plasma membrane
Source: RefSeq, a predicted model, not a curated record